AUGAUGACAAAAUCAAAUGUUUGUGAACAAGAUGAAAAAGAAUGGAAUAAUUAUAAUCUCUUUGCUUCCACAAGAGAUGUUGAAGAUGAACAAAUAAUUGAAUUUGAAGGAAAAAUUCCUGAAUGGUUAAAAGGUACUCUUUAUCGUAAUGGUCCAGGAGCUUAUGAAAUAAAUAAUGAUUUAAAAACAUCAGUCAAUCAUGCAUUUGAUGGUUUUGCUUUUAUUCAAAAGUAUUCUAUUGAUGGACAAUCACAAUUAGUUCGUUUUCGUGCAUCAUUUAUCAAAUCACGUGCAUAUACUCAAUCCUUAUUAAAUAAUCGUUUAAUGGUACGACAAUUUGGUACAGAUCCAUGUAAAUCAAUAUUUGGGAGAUUUCAAUCACUUUUUCGUCCUCGAGAUCCAACAACAUCUACUGAUGAUACAGGUAUUACUGUUCAAAUAGUACAUAAUCAAUUAUUAGCACUUACAGAAACAGUAACAGGCAAUAUUAUUGAUCCAAAUACACUUGAAUUAAUAGGUCCACUUAUAACAUUACCUUAUAGUCAAUCAAUGGAUUCAGAAAUCUUUACAAUAACAACAGCUCAUGUUAUGCAUGAUGAUAAACGUCAAAUGACAAUUGGUUUUAGUGGAAGAAUAACACAUAAAGGCCAUUGGCUUGAUGUUAUAUUCAUAUCAGAUCACUCAUUUAAUCAAGAUAAAACAGAUGAUGAUGAUGAUGAUAUUGAUAAAUGGAUAUCUGCUAACGAUAGUUUUAUUAAUAUAACAAAUAAAAUGAAUUCGAAAAGCAAAGAUUAUAAUCGUUGUAUUAAAUCAAGUACAAAAUUAUAUCAUUUUCCAUAUGAAUAUGCAUGUUAUAUGCAUUCAGCAUCAAUUAGUGAAGAUUAUUUAAUUCUAACAGAAAUUCCAUAUCAUUUUAAUACAUUUUAUGCUAUAUGGAAUUGUAUAGCCGGUGGUACACUAACAGAUAUGUUUAAAUGGAAUGGUAAAACAAUGCCAACUUAUUUUCGUAUUAUUUCAUUAGAUACAGGUGAACAAAUAGCACGUAUACCUGGUCCACCUUUUUUUACAUUUCAUCAUAUUAAUUCUUAUCAAAAUGAACAUAAUAAAAAACAAAUUCUUGUUGACAUAUGUGCUUUUGAUGAUCCAACAAUAAUAAAUGAACUAUAUGUGGAUAAAUUACGUCAAAAUAUAUUUCCUUCAGGUGGUGGUUAUCUUAGAAGAUUUCAAUUAGAUUUAGAUUCAAAUACAUGUAUUGAAACAAAUGCUAAUACAAGAGAACCGAAAGGAAUUCAUUCAAUUAGUUAUUCAAAUAGUAUUGUACCAGUUCAAUUUGAAUUAGGACGUAUUAAUCCAAAAUAUCUAACAAAACCAUAUCGAUAUAUAUAUGGUGUACGUGCUCAACCUGGUCGUUUCUUUGAUGCUUUAAUUAAAUUAGAUGUUCAAUCAAAAGAACAAGUAGCUUUAUGGGAAGAAGCAUGUACAUCACCAAGUGAACCUAUAUUUGUUCCAAGACCUUCUGAUAAUUAUGAUCGAGAAGAUGAUGGAAUUAUUUUAUCAAUUAUUUUAGAUCAAAUUAAUAAACGAUCAUUUUUACUUGUACUUGAUGCUAUUACAUUUAAAGAACUUGCUCGUGCCUAUCUUCCUAUACAUAUACCAUUAUCAUUUCAUGGCAAUUUUUAUUAA
This is a messenger RNA of Rotaria sp. Silwood1, 1683 nucleotides long. NCBI's taxonomy places the organism in Eukaryota, Metazoa, Rotifera, Eurotatoria, Philodinida, Philodinidae. The record is from the annotation of a GenBank genome assembly.